Chionomys nivalis (European snow vole) is the source of this 3564-nucleotide messenger RNA. It is a transcript of the gene Kcna6, whose product is annotated as potassium voltage-gated channel subfamily A member 6. Gene Ontology annotation, cellular component: membrane; voltage-gated potassium channel complex. Gene Ontology annotation, molecular function: delayed rectifier potassium channel activity; protein binding. The transcript has a single exon. NCBI's taxonomy places the organism in Eukaryota, Metazoa, Chordata, Mammalia, Rodentia, Cricetidae. The coding region runs from base 1974 to 3563 and encodes 529 amino acids. Gene Ontology annotation, biological process: potassium ion transmembrane transport; protein homooligomerization. The record is from RefSeq and is a predicted model, not a curated record.
GAGAGAAUCUUUAUGUGCAGCUCCCAUCCUCAGCCUUCUGAAGCUCGUCCUUAUGAAGAAGCAACUGCACAGAAAUGCUGGCCGCUGCCAGCCAAUCCACUCUGGCCACAGGGAAGUCAAGGCCAAGUGACCUGUAUCUUUAUCCCUGCGAUCUAGGCAGGAAACAGUCUAAAGCCUUUAGCACAAUGAGUGGGAAACCUUUCUGGCAUUCAAGGAAAGUCGUAGCAAGAGGCAUAGGUUCCCUCAUAGCUUAUUUUGCCCCAUCCAUAUCUUGCCAAAUGAGUCUCCACUGUAACAUGGCCUAGAGGUAGAAGCUAGCUUUCUGGUGAAGCACCCAAAAUAUGUCUAUUAGAUUCAUUGAACUUAGCUGUAGCUUUUUUACUCACAUUUUGAUGUACCCCCUUUCCAGUUAUCCUCCUUCCCCUUUCUUGACAAAAAUAAAUAUAAAUUAUAGAAUUCUAUUUUCCCCCAGGGAGGCUUGGAGCAAAGAUUCUGGCCUGCGAUUCCCUGUGUUUUGUGUGUCUUUAAUACUACAAUCUUCUGGUUCGGUUCUUUUCAUGGGAGCUAAUGGCGGGUGUUCCCAGGACUCCGUGAGAGGGUUUCCCACUCGCUGGGCACACUGGACAUGGGAAGGCUUUCUCUCCCCUGUUUCUGUCCUAUACCAUGAAGAGAAUUGCAGCCCCACCCUUCCAGGUUGCAAAAGUGAGUCUAUGGGGGGAAUUAACAUUGGGACACAGCCUAAAUGGAAAGCUCUCAAGAUAUUUAAAAAUAUUUCAUUUUCUCCACUCCCAGUAGAGGUUGAGAUUGGCAAAUGUGUCUUCAUGGAUAUAGAAAACAUGGAAUAUCCCCGCCCCUCAUUAAAAAGCUAUUGAGGGGAGUCAGUUGCUGUGUAUAGGGGAGGGGUGUGUUGGGCCAGGGGGUGAUUUCUUUUUGAGAAAAUACACUGCGCAGGUCAGCCCGGUAAACAGAAAUGAGAGGAGAUGCGAAGGAUGCAGGGGGUGUGUUAUUAGGAUACUGCAGUGUGGUUGGGGUGGGGGUGGGGGCGUGCGUGUGGAUGUGAGAAAGCAAGAGGCGCGCUAGGAGAGCGCGGGAAAGAUUGCUGGGGAGGCAAAUGUACACAUCAUUCCCCAGCAUCCAGGCUUGCUGCAGCCCCUGGCUGGGUAAGGGGUGUGAUGUGAGAGUGGGGUGGGAGGGGGCAGCAGGCGGGGCCUGCCACGUCACUUGGAGAGUGUUGGGGAGGAAGGGCAGAGCGGAGAGCUGAGACUACUGCUGUUGCUGCUGCUGCUGCUGCUGCUGCUGUUGCUGCUGCUGUUGCUGCUGCUGCUGUCGCUGCUACGGGUGUAGCCAAGGCUUGAAGCGGUGGGAGGUGGGUCCCUGCGCUCCGGCGCUGGGGCAGCCCCAGGGCAGUCCUGAGGCCUGUGGAUCAGCUCCUGGGAAGAAGGUGGAGGUUGGAACCGCGACCUUGGCCAGACCUAGUUCGGUGGUGGACGUAGGGCGGAGGCGGAGGCCGAGCCCGGGCAGGAGUCUUUGGUGAGCCGGAGGGAGGCGCAUCUGGCGCUUUGGUACCAGCGGCAACCCAGGGUCUUGUAAGGCUGGAAAAGAACAGCGGGACCUGGACAGAGACAGUAGGUCUGGAGGGCGGACCCGUGGGUCCCCGAGCCCAGCUUCAGUCACCAGCAGGAGCUAAGCCACGCGUCUUUUCCGGCAGCCAGUUUCACGCGUGCGACAGUUUGCGGGUUCCAGGCAUCCCAGUAAUCUUGAGCACCGAGGCGCGGCUAUUGGGAACCAGAGUCACAUCCUAGACCUAGCCUGGCAGAGGGACCAGCUGCAGGUUUCACCGACCUAACCGCCAGGUCAGAGCGCGGGCCCCACCCUAAAGGAGGGCGCAGCCAGAGCUGGGAAGCUGGUGCCGCGCUCCGGAGCUCGUGUCGUGGGCGCCGUCCUAGUGGCAGGGAGCGCACUGCCAAGGGGACAUGAGAUCGGAGAAAUCCCUGACGCUGGCGGCGCCGGGGGAGGUCCGUGGGCCGGAGGGGGAGCAACAGGAUGCCGGAGACUUCCCGGAGGCCGCGGGCGGCGGCGGCUGCUGUAGUAGCGAGAGGCUGGUGAUCAACAUCUCCGGGCUGCGCUUUGAGACGCAGCUGCGCACCCUGUCCCUGUUCCCUGACACGCUUCUGGGAGACCCUGGCCGCAGAGUCCGUUUCUUCGACCCCCUGAGGAACGAGUACUUCUUUGACCGCAACCGACCCAGCUUCGAUGCUAUUCUCUACUACUAUCAAUCCGGGGGCCGCCUGCGUAGGCCGGUCAACGUUCCCCUGGACAUCUUUAUGGAAGAGAUCCGCUUCUAUCAGUUGGGGGACGAAGCUCUGGCGGCCUUCCGGGAAGAUGAGGGCUGCCUGCCCGAAGGUGGCGAGGAUGAGAAACCACUCCCCUCCCAGCCCUUCCAGCGCCAGGUCUGGCUCCUCUUUGAGUACCCGGAGAGUUCUGGGCCCGCCCGAGGCAUUGCCAUCGUCUCCGUGUUGGUCAUUCUCAUCUCGAUCGUCAUCUUUUGCCUGGAGACCUUGCCCCAAUUCCGUGCAGAUGGGCGUGGUGGAAGCAACGAGGGUAGUGGGACUCGCUUGUCCCCGGCCUCCAGGGGGAGCCACGAGGAAGAAGAGGAGGAUGAGGAUUCCUAUGCAUUUCCUGGUGGCAUUCCUCCUGGAGGGGUGGGGACCGGGGCAACGUCCUCAUUCAGUACUCUUGGGGGUUCCUUCUUCACUGAUCCCUUCUUUCUGGUGGAAACUUUGUGUAUCGUCUGGUUCACCUUUGAGCUCCUGGUGCGCUUUUCUGCCUGUCCCAGCAAGGCAGCCUUCUUUCGCAAUAUCAUGAACAUCAUUGACUUGGUGGCCAUCUUCCCCUACUUUAUCACCCUGGGCACUGAGCUAGUGCAACGACACGAGCAGUCUGUGAGUGGUGGCAGUGGCCAAAACGGGCAGCAGGCCAUGUCCCUAGCCAUCCUCAGGGUGAUCCGCCUGGUCCGGGUGUUCCGCAUCUUCAAGCUUUCCCGACACUCCAAAGGGCUGCAGAUCCUGGGCAAGACCUUGCAGGCGUCCAUGAGAGAGCUGGGGCUGCUCAUCUUCUUCCUCUUCAUCGGAGUCAUCCUCUUCUCCAGCGCCGUCUACUUCGCAGAGGCGGAUGAUGAUGACUCUCUCUUCCCUAGCAUCCCAGAUGCCUUUUGGUGGGCUGUGGUGACAAUGACCACGGUAGGUUAUGGGGACAUGUACCCCAUGACAGUGGGGGGCAAGAUCGUGGGUUCACUCUGUGCGAUUGCUGGGGUUCUUACCAUUGCACUACCGGUACCAGUUAUUGUCUCCAAUUUCAACUAUUUCUACCACCGAGAGACGGAGCAGGAGGAGCAAGGCCAGUAUACUCACGUCACUUGUGGGCAGCCCACCCCGGACCUGAAGGCAACGGACAAUGGGCUUGGCAAGCCUGACUUUUCCGAGGCUUCACGAGAACGGCGACCUAGCUACCUUCCAACUCCACAUCGAGCUUAUGCGGAGAAAAGAAUGCUCACCGAGGUUUGAC